Molecule: messenger RNA, 2738 nt
Organism: Microstroma glucosiphilum
Lineage: Eukaryota; Fungi; Basidiomycota; Exobasidiomycetes; Microstromatales; Microstromataceae
Product: subtilisin-like protein
Exons: 2
Coding region: 397-2553 (718 amino acids)
Biological process (GO): proteolysis
Molecular function (GO): serine-type endopeptidase activity; tripeptidyl-peptidase activity
Source: RefSeq, a predicted model, not a curated record
GCAACUUGCCGUAGGCUCGUAGCCAAGGGCCCUUCCGCACCUAACGUCCUCCAGCCUUGGGAGUGUCAGCAGCCUUGACAGCCAAAGACCGGAGACGCCAUGGCAUGGGCGCCGGAUCUACAGACGGGAGGCGUCUGCAAUGAUGACCAACGGGUCAGGUCUCUAUGUUCCUCUACCUCUUAUCUGCCCGGUGCUGACAGCCGCUUCCAUCGCAGGGAGCAAAGAAAUACCUCGAGUAGCCUAGCGAUAAUGGGCCAUAAGAUCUGAAAAGCUAUAUGUAGCAGACACCCCGACAGCUUUCUCCGACUCCUCCAUCAUCCUUCAUACCUCCUCGGUCGAUCACUAUCCUCGAGUCUCCUCCUCCAUCUCCUCCUCCGUCCCCGGCGUCCGGCAACGAUGCUACUCCCCUCCUCCCUCCUCCUCUCUGCUCUUCUCUUCUUCACAUCACCUGAUGUCGAUGCCAAGCUGCACAAGCGCAAUGUCCCUCUCGCAACGGAGACCUGGGUCAAGCGCGACGUCGCAGCUGCCGAGGCGCCCGUGACCUUCUCCCUUGCUCUGACCGGUGAGAACUUCCAUGAGCUCGAGGCAAGGAUGAUGUCCAUCAGCAAGGAAAGGGGCAACUGGCUCAAAAGAGAUGAACUGGCAUAUUAUACACGCCCUUCGGAGCUGGCAAAGCGACACGUUGAGGAGUUCCUCGCAAGCGGAGGCGUUGCCAGGGACGAGAUUGCGUACAGCGCCCACGAAGAUGUCGUGACCGUGCGAUCCAAUGUCGGCACGGUAGCUCGACUCUUCAACACCCGUAUGCACGACUACGAGCACGCGCCUUCUGGAGAAAUCUUCACCCGAGCGCUCCACUAUGAGCUGCCAGACCACCUAGACGAGCACGUCCUCCACGUCCGUGGUGUAUCUGACUUUGUCAAGGCAGAGCCUAGGCGAGGUGCUGGUGCCUUUGAGGGCGGCAACAAGCUGCCUCAGAUGAAGAAGGUCGUCAGCUCUUCUACCCACAAGACUACCUCUACGAAGAAGGCCACGAGUACCUCUACGAAGAAGGCCACGAGUACCUCCUCCAAGAAGUCCACAAGCACUUCCUCCAAGAAGUCCACACCGAUCAAGCAGGCCACUUCGAGCGUGAAGACUACGUCGUCGACGAAGAAGGCUACUUCUACUACCAAGCCGGCUACAUCGAGUACCAAGAAGACGACUUCUUCGAGCACCAAGAAGACCUCAGUGUGCACCAACAAGGCUGCAGUGUGCACCUCUUCUGCCAAGACGACUUCGACGACGACAAAGAAGGCGACUUCGACCUCGACCAAGAAGGCUUCCACGACGAGCAAGACGACGUCGACACUCAAGACGUACUACGCUUCUGAUCUGUCCUACCCUACUGGUCUCUCGAGCCCACACGAGUACCCUGCCGGCUGUAUCGACACCAAUGCCAGCUUCGCCUGCAUUACUCGCAUGUACGGUACCGACGUCUACACACCCACAAAGGACAUUGAGUCGCUAGCUGUUGUCAACUACGGAGCUUGGCAGAACGAGUCUGUGCUGUCCUUCAACUCUCUUCACCAGCCCAAGGCUCCGGCGGGUUAUAUCCCCAACCAGGCCUACCUGGGUGACCCUGAUGGUCUUUGGGAUGCCAACAUCACUGUUGAUGAUGGCGAGGCAAUUCUCGACAUCGAGUGCGCCAUUGGUGUCGCUUAUGGGCUCAACAUCACCGCUUACCAGUCUAGCGUGGACUACACCGGCACCGUCGAGGCUCUGAUCAACCUCCCCGAUGCUGAUCGCCCAGGUGUCGUCUCGAUGUCGUAUGGUCUUCAAGAGAACGACGUCGACAAGAGCUACGCCGUAGACUUCUGCCAGCAAGCUCAGAUCCUCACCGCCCUCGGUACGACCUUUGUCGUUGCCACUGGAGACAAUGGAGUUUCCAUCAACAACUCUACGACCUGCCCUCCCUUUGCGUCGGACAUGAUGUCUUCUUGCCCCUACGUCGUUGGUGUUGGAGGUACUGCCAACUUCAACCCCGAGCGUGCGGGUUACGAGCCAUCCCUGCCCGAACUGUACAAUGGUUGGUCCUCCGGUGGCUUCUCGCGUUACUUUGACACCCCCUCGUAUCAGAACGCCUCCGUCACCAACUACCUGGCUGUUACCAACAACAGCUGGUCUGAGUACUACAAUGGCAAGGGCAGAGGAUUCCCAGACGUUGCUGCGUACGGACAGUCCAUCAAUACAGUCCAGAAGACGGUGAAUGGAGUGUACAUGUACCUCGCGGGAGGCACCUCUGCCUCAUCACCCAUUUUCGCCUCGGUGCUAGCCCUGGUCAAUGCCAAGUGCGCAGAGGCCGGUAAAGGUCGUGUGGGAUGGAUGCAGCCUACAAUGUAUGCUGCUGCAGAUGCGGGUAACACGGCUCUCAACGACAUUACCAAGGGCGGUAGCUACUGGUGUGGAGACUAUGAGCGCGCACCGGGCUUCUCGUGCGAGGCGGGAUGGGACCCUGCAACUGGUCUGGGAACACCUUACUUCCAGAAGCUCGUUGACAUCUUUGGAUGUAGCUGAGCGAGGAGAAAGGAAGAAGAGGAGGGGGGAUUGGAAUCGUAGGACAGGUCUUGGAGUGCAAGGUAGCAGAGGACAUCACGUUGCUCGGUAUUGCAAUUGCUUUUCGAUUUCGACCUUGUUGUUGUAGAUGUUCUUCGUCGCAUUCCCCCUUUCAUGGACAAUUUGUUUAUGGCAACGCUUGUUUU